AAAUUGCUACCUUAACUAUACAGACAAAAUGCAUGUCCAAUUAAACUUAUUCUACUGCUGUUAUAAUAUAUCUUAUGUGAAGUCAAUUUCGCAUCAUUUGCUGAUACAUCCAAUUCACAAGCUCUCACUCUUAAGUCUCAGACAAUUGAUAGCUGUAGAUUUUCCAUCAAUGUCAACUUUUAGGUAUAUUCUACUUAAUAUAUUUUAGAUAGCGAAGGCCGGUUUUAAUUAAUGAAAAACACUAUCUGUAUAUCUGUAUGCCAAACAUAGUAAUAUACUGAGCGGUCAGCUUAAUUUUUGACUCCAUUAGACAACAAUGUCUAAUAUUCAAAAUAUAGUAAGUUUCCAGAAGACAGCAAUGUCUAGACAUGCACUAUAUAAAGGGCCUAAUGGCCUUGAUCGUUAAAACUUAUACGACGACUUUUUCAGUACCAAGUAGGAGUACUAGCUCUAUCAGAAGUGCUCAAGAUAACUGAAAACUUGCUGCAUUCAGACGCAUAAUUAUCUGUAGCUUUGUUUGCAGCUAGUGAUGGCAGCGAGUGAGUUAGACGAUAGGUCACUGCAAGAAAUACCGACAUGGGCUGUUGCCCUUGUUUGUGCAGUUUUUAUUAUCAUCUCCAUUUCCAUUGAACAUGGAAUUCUUUCUCUUGCAAAGUUAUUUCAUAAGCGACAAAAGAGAGCCAUGACUGAAGCCUUGGAGAAAAUGAAAGCAGAAUUGAUGAUAUUGGGAUUCAUAUCUCUGUUACUAACUGUGAGUACAACUUAUGUUGUCAAAAUAUGCAUCCCUAUCAAACUUGGAAAGACAUUGCUCCCAUGUAAGCACAACCAUGAGAAACGAGGCCUUUAUGAUGAUCAUGUCCAAAAUGAAGGCGGUGACAGGAGAAAACUGCUUUCAUUUGAAGAGGCAAUGAUGUGGCGUCGAGGGUUGGCAGUUGGGGGUGAAUACGAGAUUCACGAGGACUAUUGUGCAACCAAGGGCCGAAUUUCAUUGAUAUCAUACAAAGGGGUGCAUCAGUUGCACAUGUGCAUAUUUGUCCUUGUAGUCUUUCAUGUUUUGUAUAGUAUAAUCCUCAUGGCUCUUGGACAGGCCAAGAUGAUGAAAUGGAAGGCCUGGGAAGCAGAGGCUACAUCCUUGGAGUAUCAAGUAACUGUUGAUCCAAAAAGAUUGAGGAUUGCUCGUCAAACUACUUUUGUGAAACGUCAUAUCGGUUUCUCCAGAGAGCCUCUGAUUAGAUGGACUGUGGCAUUCUUCAGGCAAUUUUUAGGUUCCAUAUCAAAGGCUGAUUAUAUGGCCAUUCGUAGUGGAUUUAUCAAUGCACAUUUUGCACCUAAUAGCAAGUUCAACUUUCACAAAUACAUUAGAAGAUCCAUGGAAGAUGACUACAAGAAAGUUUUGGGAAUAAGUAUCCCCCUGUGGAUUUCUGCUCUCAUCUUCUUGAUACUAAAUGUCUACGAUUGGCACACACUGACUUGGCUUUCAAUAGUGCCACUUCUGAUACUUGUGAUGGUGGGUACAAAAUUGGAACUUGUGAUUAUGGAUAUGGCUCAGCAAAUUAAUGAUCAGGCAAUCACUGUAAGAGGAUCCCCAAUGGUGCAACCAAGUGACGAGUUUUUCUGGUUUCAUCGCCCCCAAUGGAUUCUUAUCUUGAUUCAUCUCACUUUGUUUCAGAAUGCAUUUCAAAUGGCAUUUUUUCUGUUUACACUGUUUGAAUUUGGUAACAAGCCAUGUUUCCACGAAAAACUUAUAUCUGUUCUGCUAAGAGUGGUGCUUGGAGUAGCACUGCAUGUCCUCUGCAGCUACAUAACCUUUCCUCUCUACUCAUUAGUCACACAAAUGGGCUCACACAUGAAAGAAUCAAUAUUUCAAGAACAGACAGCCAAGGCUCUGAAGAACUGGCAUAAAUCUGCAAAAGAAAACCAAAAGAAGCUCCGUAAAGCCGCGGGGCCUGCUGCAUUUGUAGCAGCAAGUGUGUGUGAAGAAAGUAGACAAAGUGAAAGCAUUCCACACACUCCAGUGUCAUCAUGUGAAUCAGAACAUGGUGAUGAUCAGCACUGGGAUCUUGAGGCAUCUGCACAUAUUUCACAACCAGCAGAAACAACAAAAGUUGAGUUGUGACAGUGAUUGAUCACCAAUUACUUGGUUUAGUUUGUUAGGAUCUUUAACAACAUUAGUUGCCAGUGGUUAAAAAAUAAAGGAAAGGCCCGCGCGUUCUUGAAGGAAAGCGUGGAAAGGAAUAAAAACGGAGAAACAUGGACAAGCAGAAUUCAUUCAUACUUGCUGUGUCUUCAAUUCUUUGUAUAUAAAUGAUAUUCAGCAAAAUCGCAUGUGAUGGGGUGGGGGCCAUACCCCUCGCUCGUCAUAAAAUCUUUAGAACUACUUUCUGUGUAUUAAAGAAGUUCGGAAAGUAUUUUUAAGAUGCAAA
Messenger RNA from Daucus carota subsp. sativus, 2423 nucleotides. Its product is annotated as MLO protein homolog 1. The record is from RefSeq and is a predicted model, not a curated record. Bases 530 to 2116 code for a protein of 528 amino acids. The transcript is spliced from 13 exons. Gene Ontology annotation, cellular component: membrane. Lineage: Eukaryota; Viridiplantae; Streptophyta; Magnoliopsida; Apiales; Apiaceae. Gene Ontology annotation, biological process: defense response.